AUGGUCAAAAACCUAACUGAGGCCUUGGAGCAGGCCGCAGACUUCGCCACGCAGCCCAAUCUCUUCACUGUGUUCGUCGACAGGUUGACCUCUUCCAUCUGCUCGCCAGUCUCAGGUGGAGUAGAAAUGAUUGUGCAAAAAGUGAAUCUGACAGACGAUGCCCAGGACGACAAGCAGGUUCAGCAGCUAUCCGAUGCCGUGUUGACACUAUUCGACGUCCAACUGACGGGUCUCCAGAUUUGGCGCCAAAAUUUGCACCUGGGUGGUCCCGAUGAGAAGAAUCGCUUCGACACCUACAGCGGAAUCUACGACAGCCUGGUACUCAAUGCCAGUCGGAAGUUCGGUUUCAGUGUAGACCACAUAAAACAACGGUUACCACUUGGCCCAACGGAUCCAAGAUCGUCUCUGGAACUGUUCGGGUAA
Molecule: messenger RNA, 423 nt
Organism: Dibothriocephalus latus
Lineage: Eukaryota; Metazoa; Platyhelminthes; Cestoda; Diphyllobothriidea; Diphyllobothriidae
Source: the annotation of a GenBank genome assembly